AAGCACUACUAAUCUCUCCUUCUUCUUCAUCAUCAGUCAAAUUCUUCUUCGUCACCAUUUCCUUGCGAUUUGAAGUUGUUCCUUUCUCCCGCUCUCUUGUUUUACAGAAUUCUCGAAGAUCCGAUUCUCUGUUUCCGUGCAUACAAAAGUUUCCUCUCCAGUUGACAUUUACUCAAGGAGCGAUGCAGAAUCAGGAUGAUGCUGUAACUGGAACUGAAUUCACGUUGAAGACUGGGCAAGCAUCUGAGGUUGAAGAUUGGGCGAAUUACAGGGAUGAUGAAGUUAUGCAACAGCAAUCUGCAAUACGUGCUGUAGAAGCGGAGAAAAUUCAUUUUGUGGGUGACAAGGAACCACUCUCUUCACUAACAGCUGAAUAUCAGUCAGGGAGCCCAAUUUUAGUAGAGAAAAUAAAGGUCCUUGGUGAAAAAUUUGAUGCUAUUAGGCGGAUGAGGGGAGAUGGAAACUGUUUCUUCCGGGCCUUUAUGUUCUCAUACUUGGAGCAUAUUUUGGUAUCACAAGAUCGAGCUGAAGUAGACCGCGUUAAAGCAAAAGUUGAAGAGUGUAGAAACACUCUUCGAGGUUUAGGAUAUUCAGACUUCACAUUUGAAGAUUUUUUUGAGUUAUUCUUGGAACAACUGGAUGCUGUUCUUCAAGGAAAUGAAGCUUCCAUCAGUUCUGAUGAUCUUGUACAAAGGAGUCGGGAUCAGGCAGUAUCUGAUUAUGUUGUGAUGUUCUUCAGAUUCAUAACCUCUGGUGAGAUAAGGAAGCGUUCGGAGUUCUUUGAACCCUUUAUACUUGGAAUGACGAAUGGAACUGUGGAACAGUUCUGCAAGGUAUCUGUGGAGCCAAUGGGUGAAGAAAGUGACCAUGUCCACAUUACAGCCUUAUCAGAUGCGUUGGGUGUGGCCAUUCGUGUUGAGUAUCUGGAUAGAAGCUCUUGUGAGAAUGGUGGUGUAAGCGUAAAUCAUCACGACUUCAUUCCUAGCACCACCAGCAAACCAUCAUCAUCAUCAUCCUCAGUUGAAGAAGAGAAAGUCGAAGAGCCCUUCAUUACCCUCUUGUAUCGUCCUGGUCAUUACGACGUUCUCUACUCAAAGUGAGGUCAACUGCAGCCUUGAAAGGACCAAGUUAAUUUCCAUUUCUCCUUUGUUAUGUUAAAUGGAACCAAUUCCUUGAUAAUUGGAUCGAUCAAUUGUAGCCGCUUCUUCUUCCUUCAUUUUACAUUGAGACUUUGCAUGCUUAGCCUAUAAAAAUACUUUGACAACUUGUUUCAGAUUUGCUUAAAAUGGUGAGAUCGAUCUCUUCUUUACUUAU
Messenger RNA from Impatiens glandulifera, 1314 nucleotides. RefSeq names its product OVARIAN TUMOR DOMAIN-containing deubiquitinating enzyme 1-like. NCBI's taxonomy places the organism in Eukaryota, Viridiplantae, Streptophyta, Magnoliopsida, Ericales, Balsaminaceae. The record is from RefSeq and is a predicted model, not a curated record. Gene Ontology annotation, molecular function: cysteine-type deubiquitinase activity; ubiquitin binding. Gene Ontology annotation, biological process: protein K48-linked deubiquitination. Gene Ontology annotation, cellular component: nucleus. Bases 183 to 1100 code for a protein of 305 amino acids. The transcript is spliced from 9 exons.